Molecule: messenger RNA, 593 nt
Organism: Blepharisma stoltei
Lineage: Eukaryota; Ciliophora; Heterotrichea; Heterotrichida; Blepharismidae
Source: the annotation of a GenBank genome assembly
AUGCUCAUUGCAGCUGCUAAAGAAACUAGUAUCACUAAUAUUUCAGAUAUUAACGAUACUCUCUCCCCUUGAGCCUACAUUGAACAACGAGAUCUAUCAAUUCAAUCUCUGAAACUUGAAUUUGUCAUGACGAGUCUAUCACAUUUAAUGAACGCUAUAAAUAUGCUAUAUGUUUUGUGAUUAGCAAUACUAACUAGCUUAAAAUUAUCCAUAUUCCAAAAUUUUAUUGCUUUAUCUUUCCCACAAGUCUCAAAAAUUUCAUCAUUAUGAGAAAUGGCUACUGAAGAAAUCCCAUUUUUAUGUCCUUCAAAUUGUCCAUUCUUAGCCCAGCUAUAAUGCUUUGGCAUUAUUUUGUAAGCGCCUCAACGCUUCGGGAUAUUUCCCACAUAUGGAAUCCAAAUACCACAUGUGGAGUUUUCACACUUGAGUGGCUCCACAUGUGGGAAAUAUCCCGACGUGUUGAGGUGCUCACACAAUAAUGCCAAAGCAUUAUAUCAAAGUCCCACACUUUUAUUUUGCAAUCACUACUUCCUGAAAUCACUAAAUUCUUAUUUAGGUGAAAACAAACUGAGUUUACAGCCUUAUCAUGAUAA